AUGGCGGUUUUGGACAAAAGUGAGGAAGUGCCAUUCCAACUAAAAAUUGAGUCGUAUCUAAGGAGCCUUGAAAACAUUUGUGACUCUGGACAAGGAAAGAGAGCAGAAAAGGCGCGCCUUCUUCAUGAUAAAUAUACUAUGGGAAAUCGACCAGAUCAACAUAUUGCUAAAGGCUGGGAGGAAGAGCGUAAAUUGAAAUUGAACAAUGUACCCUCGAUCAAUAUUCAAAAUUCAUCAAUUGAUUCAACAAUUUCGGGGACCUUAACAAUGGCGGCACUUCAUCCAAUUGUUAGUGAAAGAUCAGAUGAACAGGCUAUACUAUUAGAUUCCUCGUCCGAAUAUAUUCAUUCUGGAGGAUCAGAGGAGGGUGAUGAACUUGAUUUUAGUCCAGUAGGACGUAAAAAACCCAAAAAGGCAAAGUUGAAAUCAAAUGAAUUACCAUCCUCUCCUUCUCCUCAAUUUCCUGGGCAGUAUUAUGUACGAGAGAAGACUACGAGACCCUUAGAAGCAGAAGAUGAUUAUGAUCGUUUUUACAAACGUCAACGUGGACAAGAAGAUCCAAUCGAGAUUGAUGAGGAAGAACGAAUGUUGAAAGGAUAUCAUCAAGGAGGGAAUACAUCUCCACCAUCUCAACCAUCAUGUGCAAAAGAAACAACUCUUCAGCGUAAUGGGGAGUGGAUUAUUGGUACUAAUAAGGUCAAUGUGCGUGAUUUGCUGACAUUGUGGCAGAAUGAAAAAAAGCGUCCACACAAUGAUGACAUCAAAGAAUUAAUCGUGAAAAUAGUCAAGGAACCUGAUUUUCAAAAGGCCGUAGAAAAUAAUUUUUUAUCGACGAGAGAUGACGAUAGAAAAAAAUUUACAUGGGAUUUUGCAUACCAACUUGCUAAUUCCUUUGAGCGCGGAAAUGAUCUUAAUGAGAAUUUAUCCGAAAGAAUUGGCGAGAUAUCCUUAUUUGCGUCAGCAGAAGAUUAUGAUCUAACCAAAAAUGAUGAGGAUCGCAGUAGUGGACGAAAAAUCGAUAUUGUUUGGACAACAUUGCCAAAACUUGAAUUUGCUAUCGGAGAAGUUAUUUGUCCGCCUAGCCAACGCCAGCAUCCACACUUUUUUGGAGAUAAGCUUAAAAUUGCGAAAAUGUUAAAAGUAAUGUUGAAUAGAAUAAUACGAAUAUAUGGAUGUAUCGGGGAGAGUUUAAGCUUACUAAAGCUAUAUGGUUUACAAAUUUCGGUAAGUAUUUUCAAUAUAGAUGGUAGUCUUUUAUUUCUUUUAUUGUGUUUCUAUGCAUGCUUUGUUAUUAACUCAAAUGGCUAUAGAUCAUACUGCAUUUGUUUACGAGAUGACUGUGCCAUAUAA
Molecule: messenger RNA, 1350 nt
Organism: Funneliformis geosporum
Lineage: Eukaryota; Fungi; Glomeromycota; Glomeromycetes; Glomerales; Glomeraceae
Source: the annotation of a GenBank genome assembly